Molecule: messenger RNA, 750 nt
Organism: Mesorhabditis belari
Lineage: Eukaryota; Metazoa; Nematoda; Chromadorea; Rhabditida; Rhabditidae
Source: the annotation of a GenBank genome assembly
AUGUCGAAAUUGGGUGCUGUUGGAAGGGGUUUAUGGGCGUUGACCGCUUUCCUCAUCAAUACUUCGCUCCGAGUCGGACUCAACGUUUCGUUGAUCGCCUCGGUGGCGAUGACAAUCUACGCUGUUUCCAAUUUCAGCAAAGAAGCCAUUCGAAAAAGGAAAGAGGUGCUCGAUUUGAUCUACUGGCGGGACCCAAAGAAGUCGGGAAUCGCGCUCGCCUUGACCCUCAUCGCGCUCUUCAUUCUUGCGAAAUACCCAAUCCUCUCCGUGGUCACCUACACUUCGUUGCUCGUUUUGGCCGGCACUCUUGGCUUCCGAAUUUUCAAAGCCGUUGAAGCGCAGAUCAAGAAAACCGAGCAAGCAAAUCCUUUCCAACCACUCCUCGACACCGAGCUCUCCCUACCACAAGAAAAAGUGCACGAGCAAGUGGACGUCCUCGUCGAGCAUGGACAACUCCUCGCCACGCAAACCCGACGACUUUUCUUAGUCGAAAGCAUCGUCGACUCGGUUAAGUUCGGUCUCUUUUUGUGGGCGCUCACCUACAUCUCGGCGUGGUUCUCCGGCUUCGGAUUGUUGAUCGUUUUUGUUCUCGGCGUUUUCUCAAUCCCAAAAUUCUAUGAAGUGUAUCAAGAGCCAAUCGAUCAACAUUUGAGCGUGAUCAAGGGACACAUCGAUAACGUCACCAAUAUUGUCGAGGAGAAGCUGCCAUUCUUGAAGCGCGCUCGUGUCGAGACCGAGAAAAAGGAGCAG